Branchiostoma floridae (Florida lancelet) is the source of this 2922-nucleotide messenger RNA. Its product is annotated as synaptotagmin-15-like. Gene Ontology annotation, molecular function: syntaxin binding; phosphatidylserine binding; calcium-dependent phospholipid binding. Gene Ontology annotation, cellular component: membrane. NCBI's taxonomy places the organism in Eukaryota, Metazoa, Chordata, Leptocardii, Amphioxiformes, Branchiostomatidae. The transcript is spliced from 7 exons. Gene Ontology annotation, biological process: regulation of calcium ion-dependent exocytosis; calcium-ion regulated exocytosis; regulation of dopamine secretion. Bases 1005 to 2279 code for a protein of 424 amino acids. The record is from RefSeq and is a predicted model, not a curated record.
CAACGUGUGACGUCAAGUGUGAAUGACGUAAAAAAAACGACAUCCGUAACUAUAGUUUGGGUCUGCUGCCAUGGAGAGGAAAAUCUACCAGCCUUCGUGACCCUUUUAUCUAAAUCUUAACACCAUAAACGCACGUCUACCACAUGUGUUUAUGAUAUAGGUGUUUAUGACGUGGGUUUACGGUUGCUAUGUAUCAAAUAACGGUGCGCAGAUUUGAGCCUUUCCGAUUUGCAGCAGGUCUAAGUACUGGCAUGUCUGACUUACCGCACGUAGUCUGGCGGCCCACACGGGCAAACAGAACUAAGGUGUUGGGUAAACACUCCUAUCACCGGAACGUCGUCAUCGCAGGGAUUGAUUGUUCUGGGUGCACGUCAGCGUGGCGGGGCGAGGGGCGUUACCGCCGGGCAAAGCACAGGUGAGCGCCGCGCACGUCCGGUGUCGCCACGGCCAGGAUACCUGUUCGGAACGUAGCCCGUGUAGCUCGUGCUUCAAGCCGGGACCAGGUUGGUUUGAACGCUCUGCAGUGAAUCGGUGAGAAAUUGGUGAUAUAUUCUUCGAUACCAGCACAGUCUGGGUGGUAGGACACGUGUUACAGACAUUACUGAUAAACAGCGCGGACGAUUACUUCAUUUACGAACUUGGAAAGAUUUCUCAACAUCUGCUGUUGUAACUAGAGAGACAUUGUUGGCGCAGAGGUGGAACGGAACGUGGUGUAAUCGUUUUUACCUGUCGAUACACGUGUCUAGGGCACACCACGUCCUAACGCCGGUAUCGCCGCUGGUAUCACCACCGUGGCGUUCGGUGUCACACCACAUCCGUUUAACGUUGAAUCAGGCGUGGUGACAUCCUAUUCAACAAACAGGAAGGGCUCGACUACAAAACCUAGAAAAAAACAGUUCAAGUGGAAAAUCUUUCUCCGAAUUUUCUUAACAUCCGGUGAAGAUCUGAUCGCAGUCAAGACAAGCCCAAGAGAGAACCCCAUUGUCUGACCCUCCCAGAUAGACAUGGCGCUCCGCAGACUGUGCUGUUGUUGCUGCCCUGAGUACAAACUUCCUGACGAGUUCGAUGCUCUCGAGAUGCGCAGCGUGGAGACUACACCUGCAGUUACACCGCGGGACGGCAGGAGACGUCCCGUGCGAAGAACCUCUUCCAUUGAAUUCUGGGUGCCCGGAGGAAAUCGUGUCAUGUCGGUACAACCAAAAACAGAAUAUCAUGACGUCGACGCCAUAUCCAUAGAGAGCAAUGGGUCCGGGCUCUCCCUUGACAACGCGACGUACGAACCUUUCCGAGUAAACCCGAUGUUGCCCGAAGUACGCCAUAAGCCUGUGACGGUACAGCCUCUCGGUUCCCUGGACCCAACGUUAUACGAGACCAUUGAGAAGGACAAGAAGGUGUCCCAGCUAAAAAUCACUCACACUCGACAGGGGAGCACGGAUGAAGCCAAGGAAGAUAUAUUCGGCACAGUCUGGUCCAAAAUACACUAUGACGCCAUCACAGAAAGGCUCGUUUUACGUUUACAGAGAAUCAGCGACCUGCCGAGAAAAGGAGAUGAUAAACUGUACGACCCCGUGGCCUUCAUCUGUCUCUUACCGGACGAAAAACACUAUUUUAGGUCAAAGGUCAUCCGAAACACGUGCAAUCCCUGCUUCGAGGAUGAAUUCGCCUUCCCGUUGGAGAAGGUCAUGGAGCAUGCGCAGGACCUGUUGAAGUGUGUGCUGCGAAUAUCUGUGUACGAUUAUAACAGGACUCAUAAAUAUAACGUCAUCGGCCAUGCUCUCUUCCCAUUGGCUGAUCAGGACCUCUCCGGAAGAAACACGGUCAAAGCACCCAUCACGAAAAGAAGCAAGAUAACUGUUAACCUUGGAGAAGUGCUGCUGUCUCUGGCCUACCUUCCCUCCCUGGACCGACUGUCUGUGGUCGUCAACCGGUGCAGACACCUGAAAAUAUUCGACAAGUCAGUGACGUCUAUAGACACCUAUGCCAAGGUGACCUUGAUGUGUGGAAGCGACAAGGUCAAGAGCAAACGAACAGAGGUGGUGGAGAAUACGUCCAAACCGGUUUUCAACCAGUCUCUUUCCUUCGUGGUCCCAUAUUCCUACUUAGAUGACACCAGUUUGGUGAUUACUGUCAUGCAGAGGACUUUUUUGCGCUCCGAUGCGGUCAUAGGCCGCCUGGUGGUUGGUCCGUUCUUCUACGCACAAGGUGAAAGUUUGACUCACUGGGGCAGCAUGGCGAAAUCACGCGAGGCAAAGAAGCAAUGGCAUCCGCUGUAUCUAUGAUGCGGGACAUAGAAUACUUGUGUAUCAUUAUUUACCAAUAGCUUCUAUAACCUCCAACGACGACACCAUGUGGCAAAUGAAAGUACUACACAGAAGAACGUCACACAAAGUACAAAAUAGGUGUAUAUACUGCGGAUUCGCCAAGGACAGGAAUGACACAGAUGUGGCAAUAAAACCAUGCCAUGAAAGGAUGCUGAUAUGUCUCAAGAAAUGAAAUAGAUACACAUGUAUUCUUGAAAUGUUGUUAUCUACUAACUGUAUUCUGGUAAUGUGGUCUUUACCAGAUGUCUUACUAUCACAACAAUCCUUGGAGGCUCAUAGCAUGAUACCGAUGUACGUCAUUAUUUCCGUGAAACGGAAAGUACUGUUUUCGAUGUGUUUCGUCAUUCUGUAUCUUCCAUGUACUCGUCACGCUCACCGCUGCGUGGCAAGAAGUAAAGGUCAGAGUUACAGGAGUGACAGGAAAUAAAGUUUAUAUUUGUCAGAGUGUAUACCUCAUCACCCUUGUGUGACAACUGACAGACAUUCUAGGCCAUGGGGUCUAUGGAAGAGCCUAUCAGUUUACAUGAAACUGAACAAAACGUGGGCAGACGAAACUGAUUGGUCGUAUAGCUACGAACCAAUUACAGAUUUAGAACAUUCA